GAUGGUCGUUGUGUGCGUCAGACACGUACCAGUCUGACGGCCAUACAGGGCGCCAAGGCGCAUUGAUCUCUACAUCGAGUUCGCACGCGUCUGGAAGCCGCCCUUCGAGUUUUACACCAAACUCUACGCCAAGACCAUCACGGGCUACACCCAGAGAAGCAAAAUAAGCACUGUAAGCCGGUCUCCAUCAGGCGCGGAUUGAUCGGGGGGAGGUGGGGUGCAGGACGAGGAGUUAUCGGGCGCCGAGGUUAACAAGGCCACGCGCAAGGUGAAGUACACAUAGAUCGAGGAGGAGAUCAAACGAAUCUUCGGCAGCAAGUUCAGCGACAAGGUGAUGAAGAAGGAUGCAACAUACUUCCUGUUCACGACCAAGGAGAGCGACGACGACAAGGUGCUGAUCGAGAUCUCGUCCAUGGUGGUGCUGCGCAUGAAGGAGAUGGCCGAGGCCUUCCUGGGCCAGAGAAUCUCGCAGGCUGUGGUGACGGCGCCCGCGUACUUCAACAACCAGCAGCGUCAGUCCACCAAGGACGUCGUCUCCAUCACCGGUCUGGACCUGCAGCGUAUCAAUAACGAGACCUCGGUCGCUGCCCUUGCUUACGGCCUGGACACGAACGCUGGCACGGAUGGCAAGGCCUGCAACGUGCAGAUCUUUGUCCUGGGCGGCGGUACCGUCGAUGUGUCGAUCCUGUCCAUUCGAGUACGGCAUCUUGAGGUCAAGUCGACCGGCGGCGACAGUGCAGAGGACUCCGACAACAACAUGGUGCAGCACCUGCUGACGGAGUUCGAGCGCAAGAUCCGCAACCUGGACCCGUCGGGCUCGGCUCGUGCAAGCGUCGUCACGGCCUGUGAGUCGGCCAAACGCAUGCUGCUGACCACUACGUCCGCUUCGGUGGAGGUGACCUCCCUGUUCGAGGGCGUGGAAUUCUCGUCCACCGUCGUUACCCGAGCUAAGUUCGAGUCCCUCAAUGAGGAGCUGUUCAUGCGCUGUGAAGUGACCGUGUUCAAGGUGCUGGAGGACGCCAAGAUGAAGCCCGAGGACUGGAGCUGUUCAAGUCAGCCAACCGGGACGAGGCAGUCACCUACGGUGCGCCGUGCAGGGCGCCACCCUGGAUGGCAUCAGCAACGACGCCACCAACUGCUGCUGGUCGAUGUCACCCCGCUGUCACAGGGUAUUGAGACUGUGGGCAAGUUCAUGUCGGUGCUCAUCAAGCGCAAGACGCACGUGUCCGUGACGGUGGGGAACUACUAG
Molecule: messenger RNA, 1249 nt
Organism: Phytophthora nicotianae INRA-310
Lineage: Eukaryota; Oomycota; Peronosporomycetes; Peronosporales; Peronosporaceae
Exons: 3
Coding region: 335-1249 (304 amino acids)
Biological process (GO): cellular response to unfolded protein; protein refolding
Cellular component (GO): cytoplasm
Molecular function (GO): ATP-dependent protein folding chaperone; heat shock protein binding; ATP binding
Source: RefSeq, a predicted model, not a curated record